This is a messenger RNA of Uranotaenia lowii, 3427 nucleotides long. Its product is annotated as elongation of very long chain fatty acids protein AAEL008004-like. NCBI's taxonomy places the organism in Eukaryota, Metazoa, Arthropoda, Insecta, Diptera, Culicidae. Gene Ontology annotation, molecular function: fatty acid elongase activity. The transcript is spliced from 7 exons. Gene Ontology annotation, cellular component: endoplasmic reticulum membrane. Gene Ontology annotation, biological process: fatty acid elongation, polyunsaturated fatty acid; very long-chain fatty acid biosynthetic process; sphingolipid biosynthetic process. Bases 18 to 980 code for a protein of 320 amino acids. The record is from RefSeq and is a predicted model, not a curated record.
UUCUGGGUCCUAGGCUCAUGGAAAACCGCAAACCAUUCCAGCUGAAAAACACCCUCAUAGUCUACAACUUUGUACAAGUCAUCUUCAGUGCCUGGUUAUUUUAUGAGAUCGGUGCAGCGGGUUGGCUAACGGGACAUUAUAACUUCCGAUGUCAACCAGUCGACUAUAGUAACCACCCUAGAACGUUAAGGAUGGUUCAUGCGUGUUGGUGGUACUACUUUUCCAAGUUCACGGAAUUCUUCGAUACGUUCUUCUUUGUGAUGCGUAAAAAAACUAGUCAAGUGUCGACGCUGCACGUCAUCCACCACGGAGUGAUGCCAAUGUCGGUGUGGUUCGGCGUCAAGUUCACUCCAGGUGGCCACAGUACCUUCUUCGGAUUGCUCAACACCUUCGUGCACAUCGUCAUGUACUCGUACUACCUGUUCUCCGCGCUCGGCCCACAGUUCCAGAAGUAUCUCUGGUGGAAGAAGUACCUCACCACCCUCCAGAUGGUCCAGUUCAUUGCCAUCAUGGCGCACGCCUUCCAGCUGCUGUUCAUCGACUGCAACUACCCGAAAGCCUUCGUCUGGUGGAUCGGAAUGCACGCCGUCAUGUUCUUCUUCCUGUUCAACGAGUUCUACCAGAGCACCUACCGGGCGAACAAGAUCAGGGCCGAGGCUGCCGCAGCCAAACGGGAAGCUGACGCCAAGGCCGCCAAUGGUCUCACGAACGGCAGUGCCAACGGAAUCGCUAACGGUAACGGCGUCCACCACCAGUACAGCAACGGACACCAUCACGGGAAGAACGGCUCCGUGGUGUCAUCGCACAGCAACGGCAGCAGCAAUGGUAGCGCAACACCACUGCUCAACGGAUCCAGUAACGGAUCGUUGCUGUCCAACGGUGUCAGUAAGACGGCGACCGACUACUACGUGCGGGGAGAUCUCCCGGCCGAGAUCGAAAUCACGCAACGACAGCCGAGUAGCCGCAGCCAAAACCAAUAAUGCUAGGGGUUAAUUCAGGUUUAAAAUUUCCAACAAAUUCACGAAAACACACACACGCUCACAUACAUUCACACAAAAGUUGAAAUCCAAUCCCGUGACAUACCUUUCUCAGAAUCCCUUCAAACAACUGUUCCGCUGCCCGUAUUUUCGUUUCUGGCAGCACUUUCCCACCUAUGGUAUCUAUAUACAGUCUAACCUCUAUACAGUCUCCAAAACUAAACGCACACUUACACACAUACACUCCCCACAAACACACACACUGAAUAGUGGUUUCUGUUGUUAUGAUUAAUUAAUUUAUUGUAAAAUUCUUUAUUAUAAUUACGAUUACACACUCACACCACACACCACACCCAGCUAUUGUUUGUUGUGUUUUAGUUUUAUCUGCGUCAGCGGCUGUUAUCAAACUCGUUUUCGUAGCCAUUGUCUCCGUAUUUGUUUUUUUUUUUUUUUUUUAAUAAAACCGAAAUCAAUUCGGUACAAUCCAUGUCAUUAGCGAACUCAAACUCAGACACACAAGCUCGAAUACAAUCGAUGCAUUCGCAUCGCCGCCGGGAGAAAGAAAACCACAAGCAAAAGACAAAACUUAACAUUGGCGAUCCUCCCGAUUUUCUACAUAUUUUUUUUAUUCCAAAUCUUGGUGCCCAACCAUUAGAACUUUACCACAAACAUUGAAUAAGAAUAAUGUCCCGGCGUUAAACCUGAUGAUUGAAAAUUUAAACAAAACAAAAACCAGACCAGCACAAAUACGAAAACAUGUACAUAGCAUACCCAAUGGAUUAACCAAAAGCAAUUCAAAUUACAAAGCCAAAAUUGAAGGAAAAAAACAAUCAAACACUCAAAAAAAAAGCAAACUAUCUUUCUCGCUCUCGUUCGUUCUCUCUCACUCUAUUGUGGGUCGAUACAUAACAAGCGAGAGGGAGGAAGGGCGGAGCGUGCUCCACGAAAAACAAUGGUGAUCGAUGUGUUUGCGCCAACGCAACCCGCUAUUGAAACUGUUGUUACCUUUAUUUAGAAAUUUUAAAUAAAGUUAGUAGCUUGAGUGCGGUGCAGCCAGGAACAAAGAGAUAGCAGCCAGGCAGACAAUGAGUUUACUGAAGCGCAACUGUCCUAAAACCUAAAACAAUACAAAGCAACAACAAAAAAAACAACAUCAGCAACAAAAUACACACACAAAAAAAAAGAAAAAUAUGAACGUUAACGCGUAUGUUUGAUUCUGUUUGCUGGUUGAUUGGUUUGGUUUGGUUGAGAGAUGAGAGCCGAGAUUGAUCUUCUGUGUUAACCGCGUGCCGAGAGAUAGGAGAAAAACGCAAAGCAAAAGGAGAAAGAGAAAAGAUAGAUGGUGCGAAUGAGCGAGACAGGCAAUUAAAUUUUGUACAUAGUUUAGCUAACCUAAUUGAGUAAGCGAUAAGAGCCGAGCAAAGGAUGAAACAUGAAAAAACCAAUAGAUGAUAAGUGAUAAAAUUUGAUGAGAGAAACCUACCUACGAGAAACUGAGCAAACUAAACAAGGAAAUAUACUGAAACACAAGGGCAAAAAAAAUAAACACACACAUUAAAUAGAGAAAAAAAACUAAAUGCAACUAUGUGGUGGUGAGAUUUUUCCAAGGCGAGUAGCAAAGCAACAAGAUUUUUUCCUGUUGUUUAUGUUUCAUGUUUGUUUUUAAGUUUUCUGUGGAACUUAUAGAUUCUUACUCCUGGCAAUAAAAGGUUGGUUGUUUUAUCUUUUUUUUUCUUUUUAUAUACACAUCUAUGUUAUAAGUAAGUAGUUCUACAAAAAAAAAACAAGACACAGAAAAAAAAGAAAGAGAGGAAAUAUAAAAUCGUGUAUGUUUAGAAGCUUAAUUUGAUAGUUAUUUUCAAACUCUACCAAAACCGAAACAAAACUCAACUUCUUGUUACAGUUUGCUGUCAAAUUUUCCCGAUGGACGGAGUGAGCUAGGUCGUCUUUCAUAUACAUUUCUUCCUCUUGCACAACAAAACCAAACAGAAAAUAUCCUUUCCAAAAAUCUAACAUCCAUUAAAACAAAAGGGAACAAGAAUGUUUUUUAUUUGAAAUGUUGGCGCCUGUUAUGAUUGAAUGACAACACACAGCAGAAGCAAGUAAACAGAACACAAAAAAGUAAACAAACGAAUAUUUAAACUCUAAUGUGAUUUCUUUAUUUUUUGUAAGGAAAGUAAGCGAAAUUUAUAAGGACGAAAAAGCGUUUGAAAAACAAAAAAAAUACACAAAACAGCUGAAGCCUACGGCAGAAUCAUAAACAAAAAUACAGUAGUAGAUCGCAUUGAAUCGAUGCUCCGUGUCAAUGUUGCUAAAACGCAUGAAAAGUACAGUAGUUGAAAUUGCAAAAAGUGAAAUAAGUAAACUAAAAAGCUAAUCAAAUAUACAACUGCAUAGAUGAAAACAGUGAAACCCCGAGAACAAAUAUUGAAAAUAAAAAAAAAAAGAAC